Molecule: messenger RNA, 375 nt
Organism: Aaosphaeria arxii CBS 175.79
Lineage: Eukaryota; Fungi; Ascomycota; Dothideomycetes; Pleosporales
Product: Tctex-1
Exons: 4
Coding region: 10-375 (121 amino acids)
Biological process (GO): microtubule-based movement
Cellular component (GO): cytoplasmic dynein complex; cytoplasm
Molecular function (GO): dynein intermediate chain binding
Source: RefSeq, a predicted model, not a curated record
ACAAAUAAAAUGGCUGCCCCUCUUCCGACAGAAGAACUCCUCCAAAUUGCGAACAGCGCUGCUGAUUCCGCAUUCGGCUCCGCAGAGAAAUAUGACCACUCUCAGGUAGCUGGAUGGAACACGCAUAUCAUUUCGCUCAUCGAGAAGACCACCCCCGGAGAGGGCAAGUCCCCCGCCUACAAGUACGUCGUCGGCAGCACCGUCAUCCAGCACCUAGGCUCCCCCGAGGACACCAACUCUGGCCGCCGCGGUAUGCACAGCGCUGUCGGUGCCUUCUGGAAUGCCGAGAAGGAUGGAACAUACAGCGUCAAGUGGGAAGGUGGCGAGAAGAAGGGCGUCGAUGUCGUUAUCACCAUCACUUGGAUUGCCUUGUAG